Molecule: messenger RNA, 1810 nt
Organism: Nicotiana attenuata
Lineage: Eukaryota; Viridiplantae; Streptophyta; Magnoliopsida; Solanales; Solanaceae
Product: putative glucose-6-phosphate 1-epimerase
Exons: 8
Coding region: 589-1500 (303 amino acids)
Biological process (GO): carbohydrate metabolic process
Molecular function (GO): isomerase activity; carbohydrate binding
Source: RefSeq, a predicted model, not a curated record
UCUCAGCUUUCAUAAUGUGCAUAACAUACACUAAAUUCUCCAAAUUCUCCAUUUCAAAUAUUGACUUUUCAAUAUUUUUUUUAGUAGCUGCAAAUAAGUCCAAAAGCCACUACGACAAAAGAAUUUACUACUCUCCUUUUUCAAAGAUAAUUAGUUAGAGAAAUUUGAAUUUCCCUUGUUUGUUCUUGAAAUUCUAGGCAAUUAUAGAUUCUUGGGUUGCUUCUUUUUGAAAAAUUUAAAAGUUAAUUCUGAUUUCUGAAGUUUUGUUCAUUUCUUGAUUUCUAUGGUCAUUAAUUUCCUCAAGAAGAUAACUAGGUCUUGAAUUUGUGGAGAGGAGAAGUAGUUAAUAUUAGGUAGUUAGGAUUUUGGUAGAGGUUCACGGGAAAAUUGGGAUUGUCACAAGAAAGGUAUCAAGGGAAAAGGCACCGAUUUUCAACUGCCUUCAGUGAUUGCAGCUCAAGUGUUUGUCGAUUUGUCUUUCUUAGAAAUUAGUGUAGUCAGUAUAAAAGUUACAGGAUUUAUGCUGUGUUUUAUCAGAGAAAAACACAAGUUAGUUCUUCCUAUUGAUAUCCAAUUUGUGUUCUUGAAAUGGAGCAUUCUGCAGCAGAUAAGGAUCCUAAAGCUGUAGAAUUUGCAAAGGAUAAGAAUGGAGUUGGUCAAGUUUUGCUUCGAAAUCCACGUGGCGCCUCUGUUCGAGUUAGCCUGCAUGGAGGACAGGUUCUUUCUUGGAAGAAUGACCAUGGUGAAGAAUUACUUUUUAUAAGCAGUAAGGCAACUUUUAAGCCGCCAACAGCUGUGAGGGGAGGAAUUCCGAUUUGUUUCCCACAGUUUGGAAACCGGGGCUCCCUCGAGCAACAUGGAUUUGCCAGAAAUAGGAUGUGGAUCAUUGAUGAUAAUCCUCCUCCUCUACACCCUAAUGAUUCCAAUGGCAAAGCGUAUACUGACUUACUACUUAAAUCAUCUGACGACGAUCUUAAAGUCUGGCCUCAUGGUUUUGAAUUCCGGCUGAGAGUAACUUUGGCUGUUGAUGGAUCUCUUACCCUGAUAUCACGCAUCAGAAAUGUCAAUUGCAAGCCGUUUAGUUUCUCCAUUGCAUACCAUUCAUAUUUUGCUCUCUCAGAUAUCAGUGAAGUGAGAGUGGAAGGCUUGGAGACUCUUGACUACCUUGACAACUUGUGCAACAGAGAACGUUUCACUGAGCAAGGAGAUGCCUUAACAUUUGAAACCGAGGUGGAUCGAGUUUAUCUUAGUUCAUCAGAUGUGAUAGCAAUUUUUGAUCAUGAGAAAAAGCGGACUUUUGUGAUAAAGAGGGAAGGGCUUCCUGAUGUUGUGGUUUGGAAUCCAUGGGAGAAGAAAUCUAAAACCAUAGCAGAUUUUGGAGAUGACGAGUACAGACAUAUGCUUUGUGUAGACGGAGCAGCAAUCGAGAAACCAAUCACCUUGAAGCCAGGUGAAGAAUGGACUGGAAGGUUGGAACUGUCCGUCAUGCCUUCAAGUUGAAGGAUCGCUAACAACAACAAUGUCCUAAGCCACGAGCUGAGUCUCGCGUCCCAAGUUAAACACAGAAUUCAUGCAACGUAUGGCCUCCUUAAUAUUAGCAGCGAAGUCGUACACUAAGAACCAAUAUCAAUGUAUUAUUGGUGUGAAUUUGUAGUACUUAGAUGAUUGAUGUUUGAAAGUUCCAUUUGUUAUUCUUGUGUAUGUGUACAUGUAAUGGAAUUGGGGAAAGGUCCUUUUUAAUGUUUCCCCUCAACAUUGUUGUAAUUUGAAUGGCUACUUCAUAAAUUGCAGAAAUGAGUUACCUUAUGCA